ACCCAUCAGUUCAAACAAAUUUCGGGCCCAAUCACAGUCCAACCGACCUUCUCUUCUCGGUCUGAAACAACAGAAGAGAGAGAGAGAGAGAAAAUGGCGUCAAAAGAUUCAACACCGCCAUAUCCAAGCGCUGCAAGAAUCUCUGAUUCUCCAUGCUAUCCUCAAUACACUGCUUCUCUCAAAUGUUUAGAAGAAUUUAGCUCAGACAAGAGCAAAUGUCAAGAACAUUUUGACAUGUACAAGGAAUGCAAGAAAAAGGAGAGGGAAGCUCGACUGGAACGUAACAGGAAUAGGUCUUUCUUCUCAUGAAAUUCCUUCUGGGAUUUGCCACUCAAAACUGUAAGCAGCAGGGGGUAGAUUUGAGCUCACUACAAGUAUCAAUCCCUCAUCUUUUAUAGCUUUCAAUUUGUAGAUCUUCACCGAGUUCCAGCUCAAAUUAUAGAGCUGGCUCCAUGUCAUAACUAGAACAGUUGAAUAAAUUUUUCGCGUUUGCACAGUUAAUGUCAUGCUCUUUCCAUAAGGCUUAAGGUAAAGACUUGCUUUUCAUUUCAAAA
Alnus glutinosa is the source of this 554-nucleotide messenger RNA. Its product is annotated as cytochrome c oxidase-assembly factor COX23, mitochondrial. The transcript has 3 exons. The record is from RefSeq and is a predicted model, not a curated record. The coding region runs from base 94 to 309 and encodes 71 amino acids. Lineage: Eukaryota; Viridiplantae; Streptophyta; Magnoliopsida; Fagales; Betulaceae.